Onthophagus taurus is the source of this 1085-nucleotide messenger RNA. Its product is annotated as endothelial lipase-like. Gene Ontology annotation, molecular function: lipase activity; serine hydrolase activity. NCBI's taxonomy places the organism in Eukaryota, Metazoa, Arthropoda, Insecta, Coleoptera, Scarabaeidae. The record is from RefSeq and is a predicted model, not a curated record. Gene Ontology annotation, biological process: lipid catabolic process.
UUUAACUUGUUUAAUACAAAACAGUCUCUCGUAAUCGUUGUAAUUAAAAUGUUCUCUCUUCGAGUAAUAAUUAUAGUUAUACUUCUUGGUUUUACGAUAGUUUUAAGUUCAAAAGCUCCAGUAAAAUUUAAUUAUUACAAUUUUCCCCAACAAAAAAACGAUUUAAAAAUAUACCACGGUUUAAAAAUAAUUUGUCACGGAUUGAACGGUUCAAGUGAGUCGGAUUGGUAUUCCCACAUGAUUGAUGGAUUUCAAAAGAAAAAUUUUUCUGUCAUUGCCGUUGACUGGAAAGAUUUAGCAGAUGAUGGUUACAUAGAUGCGAUUGUUGCAGCUUCGAAUGUAGCAGAAAAAUUAUCUAAGGAAAUUUUAGAUGUAUCUAAAAAGUAUAGUAUUGAUUUAGGGAAGGUGCAUAUAAUAGGGCAUUCUUUGGGUGCUCAUAUCGCCGGAUACGUAGGAAAAUCGAUAAUAGAAUCUCAAGGUGAGAAAAUCGGACGAAUCACUGGUUUAGAUCCAGCAGGUCCCGGGUUUCAUUCAUUAUUAUCAAACGCUAAACUUUAUAAAGACGAUGCUCACUUCGUCGACGUCAUACACACAGAUACGGAUUUUCUAGGAAUUAGCUUAUCGAUAGGUCAUGCGGAUUUUUAUCCUAACGGGGGGGCUUUGCAAACCAGUUGCGACGUAGUAGAUGUUGGAUGUAGUCAUCGAUUAGCACCAGACUAUUUUAUUGAAAGCUUAAAAUCUGAUAGUUUCGUUGCAAGAAAAUGUGUUACUUAUAUUUGGUACACUUUGGGAUUUUGUCAUAACAAUGAAAGGGCUUACAUGGGAUUUGGAUGUAAUCGAGAAACGAGAGGAGAUUUUUUCUUAAAUACUAAUUCUAAACCACCAUAUGGAAAAGGAUAAUUUUUUAAUCCAGUAUUAAUUUUUUGUUGUAAUGAUAAAUUGUCUUAUUGUUAGGUUAUUUAAGAUAAACAAAUAUUUGAAAGAUAGUUUUUAUUAAUUACCUAUUAUAUUAUAGGUAACUACUAUUAUAAGUAUCUUAAUCAGAUAAAAACAAAAAAAAAAAUAUCUAAAAAAUUGAAUUUCUA